This is a messenger RNA of Bursaphelenchus okinawaensis, 628 nucleotides long. Lineage: Eukaryota; Metazoa; Nematoda; Chromadorea; Rhabditida; Aphelenchoididae. The record is from the annotation of a GenBank genome assembly.
AUGCCAAACUGUCCAGGAUGCGAAAAGCCAGUUUACUGGGGUAAGUUUUGUCUUAUAAAACAAAAUGUUAAGAAGGUUCUUACCUUUUUUGAUUUUUUUUGUAAAGAAAGUUUCUGCGGUUUCUAAAAAUACUUUUGUAAAGGACGUUUUUGCAGUUUUUUUAAAUCCUAUUUAGCUGAAAGAGUAUUUUCGUUGGGAAAAGAUUGGCAUCGGCCAUGUUUGAAGUGUCAGAAUCCGCCUUGCCAGAAGACUCUUUCACCUGGAAGUCAUGCUGAAGUAAGUCUUGUUCUGAAUUUUGUUUUUCCAUGUUGUUUUAGACGAAAAAUGCUAACCUGAUUUUUUCUGUUACUUUUUUGAUCAAAAGACUAUUUCUUCAAAAAACCAAUAACUUUUGUGACGUUUCGUCAAAAUCAGACAACAAAAGCAACUUUCGGUGAAAAAAUGUUUUCCAUGAACUCUCCAACCAAAGUUUUAAAAUUUUAUAACUUUUUUUCAGCACGAAAGCAAGCCCUACUGUAACCGCUGCUAUGGCGCACUGUAUGGUCCUCGUGGCUACGGUAGAGGUGGCGUGGAAUCGCAUGUAUUUUUGGAUGGAACGACUGGACGUGUCGAACUGGUCGAAGACUAA